AGGAGAGUACAGACGAAAAAGAAUUGAAAAGAAAUUAAUUAGAAUAAUAGAAAGAAUAUUAAAGUUUAGAAAAUUGAGAAAACAAUAUGGUGCAACACCAGAAGAUGAUACUAUGAUGAGAUUUAUUAUUGAAGACCUUGACGAUGAAAUAGAUAUAAAUAUAGAGAAUAUUUCCCUUGAAGAUAACUAA
This is a messenger RNA of Acaulospora colombiana, 190 nucleotides long. The record is from the annotation of a GenBank genome assembly. NCBI's taxonomy places the organism in Eukaryota, Fungi, Glomeromycota, Glomeromycetes, Diversisporales, Acaulosporaceae.